UCCGCGUUCAACAAGUACUGACAAGAGUGACUGUGUAAGAUAUUCUGAUUCAGAAGAGUCGAUUGAACAUUCGAGUUUCUGGAGAUUGAUUAUUUUGCAAAUCGCUUCGAAAUUCUUCCUCGGCGUACAUACAGCUCGUUCGUGUAACAAGGAAUUAUAUUAGCAAGCGAUGGAUUAAUUAUUAAUAGCGACUAUCCUCAUUCCGUAUCUCAUCUUGUCUGUAUGCAAUCGCUCAGUUGUGACGAUGCUCAUGACGUAACUAAAUUAAUAUUGAAUUAUUAUGAUGGAGUGUCAGGCCUGAAGAUUCACACCUCGCGAUUUAUUUAUCAUUCUGCCCUGUCACUGUGACCACGAACGAGCACGCUUGAAUUUUGGAUUCGGGACACCUCGGAGUGACGAACAGUAAAGAUGGACAGCAACAAGGAUGAAGCGGAGCGAUGCAUGGAACUCGCGGAGCGAUUUAUGCGGGAAAGAAAGUACGAGGAGGCCGAAAAGUUCAUUCGCAAAGCUCAGAAACUUUACCCGACCAAGAAGGCGGACGAAUUGUUGGCGGAAGUGACGGUACUCUCAAAGCAGAACCAGAAAUCUGAGACGACUGAACCUAAUGUUAGAAAGCGGCAAAAUGUAGCUAAAGACAGUACAUAUUCCCAGGGUAAUUCAGAGUAUUCCAAAGAACAGUUGGAGCAUGUAAAGAGGAUAAAAAAAUGCAAGGAUUAUUAUGAGAUUUUAGGAGUUAAUAAAGAUGCUACAGAUAGCGACAUUAAAAAAGCUUAUAAGAAAUUAGCACUUCAAUUACAUCCUGAUAAAAAUAAAGCACCAGGUGCUGCCGAAGCUUUUAAAGCUAUUGGCAAUGCUGUUGCUAUUCUUACCGAUACGGAGAAACGGAAACAAUACGACACAUAUGGUCCCGAAGAAGAACGAGUGCAGAAUGCACACAACCGCCAAGGCCAUACACAUUACAAUUAUACUCGUGGAUUUGAAGCCGAUAUCACAGCCGAAGAAUUAUUCAACAUGUUUUUCGGUGUUGGUUUUCCACAACAAGAAUUUUAUAUGCGUCGGCCAGGUGGAAGGUGGAUGCGUCAGACAGACGCUCAAGCGCAACAUGCUCAUUCUCAGCAAAUAAAUGGAUAUACCACAUUUCUUCAGAUGUUACCAGUUCUGUUACUAAUAAUGUUAACCAUGAUGAGCAGCUUUUUCAUAUCCGAUCCAGUAUAUAGUCUACAUGCAAGUUCGAAAUAUUCUGUGGCCAGAACAACUCAGGCUUUAAAAGUGUCAUAUUAUGUUAAGGAGAACUUUCAUAGUGAAUAUCAAGGCAGUUUACGUAGGUUAGAAAUUUCAAUUGAAGAAGAGUAUGUGAGUAACUUGAGGCAAACUUGCGCCAGAGAGAAAAAUUACAGGGACAAUAUAAUGUGGAAAGCCCGUAAUUUGGGAGAUCAAGAUCUGUACUUUAAAGCUAAAAGUCUCGAAACACCUUCGUGUAAAAAACUACAAGACCUGCAAGCAUAAUAUAUAAAACAUGUCAACUAAAAAUAGAAGUUUUGCGUGUUGUAGAUAGAUGUAUAAUAUAUUUACACAUGUAUAAUUAUCUUUGGGUGUAUAAUGAAAAUUUGUUAUAAAAGAAUACAGUUACAUAUAAAUGUCUUUAUACACUCAGAGUAAAUCAGAGUAUAUUUCAAUGUCCAACAUACUAAACAUAUUUGAAUUGCUCUAG
Molecule: messenger RNA, 1711 nt
Organism: Acromyrmex echinatior (Panamanian leafcutter ant)
Lineage: Eukaryota; Metazoa; Arthropoda; Insecta; Hymenoptera; Formicidae
Product: dnaJ homolog subfamily B member 12
Biological process (GO): cellular response to misfolded protein
Cellular component (GO): endoplasmic reticulum membrane
Molecular function (GO): Hsp70 protein binding
Source: RefSeq, a predicted model, not a curated record